AUGGAGGAAUCAUUUGUUGAACAUCAAAAGGGAGUAUCAUGCAAUUGCAAAAUAAACAUAUCUCUAAGCUAUAUACCCGCCAUUCAAAAGUUGUACGUAACUAGCACUAAUCCCAAACACAACCAUCCUAUACCUAUCAAAAAUCCAAAAGAUAGCGUAAUCCAAGAACCUCACAAAUCACCUUCACCCUUGGACGAUCACCAUUCCGAAAUCGAAGGUUCUGAUAAUAAUUUAACACAGAUCACUGGAGACGAUAUAUCCGUUGUUUCGAGUAAAGAUGAUUACUCAGAAAUUUCAUCAAAUAGUUUAUCACAAUAUACUAAAGAUGAUAUGUCAGAUAUAUCUAGUGAUGAAUUUAAAGAUAUCGAUGAUAAUUUAGCCUUAUGUAGAUCUCACGAGGUAGAGAGACCCCUAUUUUGUGGAGAUACUGAAUGCCCUCCUUUCAAAAUGAUAUGCACAAGAGAUAAAAUUGAAGUCAGGACAUAUGGGCCUACGGUUUGGGCCUAUAGCGAUGUGACGGCUAAGAACAAGCUUAAAGCUAUCAAUAUCGCGUCCAAAAAUGUUGGGGCAUAUUUUUCGGGGCAAAAUAGCCAAAAUCUUAAGAUAACUAUGAGUGCGCCAGUUUUGAUCAAGGAAUUGGGGGUGAAACCUAAUUUUGCCACAUAUUUCCGUGUCGUCAAUAAAUGGUUCAGCGAUAAAACUUACAGGGUGCUAUACUAUAUACCAAAGAAAUACGUAGACGAUCUACCCCUCCCAAACAACCGCGAUGUCAAUAUACUCAAAGAAGGGAACAAAUCUUAUUUUUCGUAUUUCUAUCCGGGGUAUGUAUGGGCCCUGUAUUAUAACAACAAAUAUCAAAUUCUAAAAACGGCUUUAAUGUUAAUGGGCGCGAAAGAUAUUCCUUCGGAAUUUUACGUAGCUAGCUAUGAUAACAUCACCAAAUUUUUGGAUAGACGCAACGAAAUAUGGAUAGAAGCUAGCGCAUCCGAUGUGGCUAAGAUAUGCAAUGAACAAAGCGUUUUGAAAUAACAUUUUAU
Gordionus sp. m RMFG-2023 is the source of this 1037-nucleotide messenger RNA. Its product is annotated as heme-binding protein 1-like. The coding region runs from base 1 to 1029 and encodes 342 amino acids. The transcript has 7 exons. NCBI's taxonomy places the organism in Eukaryota, Metazoa, Nematomorpha, Gordioida, Chordodea, Parachordodidae. The record is from RefSeq and is a predicted model, not a curated record.